Molecule: messenger RNA, 458 nt
Organism: Labrus bergylta (ballan wrasse)
Lineage: Eukaryota; Metazoa; Chordata; Actinopteri; Labriformes; Labridae
Source: RefSeq, a predicted model, not a curated record
ACGAGGGCGACGAAGCCAAACACAAACACUUAAUUACGAUAAGAUCGUGGAGCAGCAGAAUCUGAGCCAGAAGAAGAAGAAGCUGCUGAAGAAGAAGGGGGAGGAGCUUCAGCAGGAAGACCAAUUCCAGGUGGAUGUGAAGGACCCUCGUUUCCAGGCCAUGUUCACCUCCCACCUCUUCAACCUGGACCCCUCCCACCCCAGCUACAAGAAGACCAACGCCACGCAGAGCAUCCUGACGGAGAAGCAGCGCCGCAGAGACGAGGAGCAGCGGCGCCUGGAGGACGGGCUCAGAGAUCAGGGGGAGGGAGCCGACAGGAAGCAGGUGGCGGGGAAGAAACGGGAAAAGGACCGUGACGCCGCGGCGGCGGUCGACCUCACCUCGAAGAAAGCGAUGGACCCGAGUCUGUCUAUGCUCGUCAAGUCGAUUAAAAGCAAAACGGAGCAGUUUCAGGCUC